Molecule: messenger RNA, 900 nt
Organism: Soboliphyme baturini
Lineage: Eukaryota; Metazoa; Nematoda; Enoplea; Dioctophymatida; Soboliphymatidae
Source: the annotation of a GenBank genome assembly
AUGAGUCACGACGUACAUAUCAGACCAAUGAAGUUCGGCAACGACAGUCUGGCAGCACUGAGAAAAUCGAAUCCGGUGAACGUAUACACUGGUUUGUUCAUCAGGUCAAUCACUGCUUUGAACGAAGUGAAUAUGGAAUUCAAAGCACAGUUCAAGUUUUUCCAGAGUUGGACGGACGAACGUCUGCGGUUCCCUGGAGUAGCUUGUUCAGACCUAAGGCAAGUAAGGUUAACAAUGAUUUUCUCCUGUGUCAUGGACCUAGUGAAGUAUCCCAUGGAUGUGCAAACCUGCUUUAUUGAUUUCGCCAGCUACGCCUAUACGACUGACGACAUUGUGUACGUGUGGAACGACUCUCCGAUUGAUGUCGCCAAAGAGGCUACUUCCGUUUUAGCCAAUAUGGUAAUAAAAUCCUUUAAGAACGACAGCUGCACCAGCAAAACUAACACAGGCGAAUACAGCUGCUUGCGUAUUGUGCUGCAGUUCCAAAGAGUAUUUUCCUUCUUCCUCCUUCAGCUUUACGUACCAUCAAGUCUGCUAGUCACCAUAUCAUGGGUUUCUUACUGGAUCGAUUGGAGGGCUUCAGCAGCAAGAGUACCGUUGAGCAUCAUCACACUGUUGACAAUGAUCACACAGAGCCAUGUACUUAGCGCCAACUUGCCGCCAGUGUCAUACGCCAAAGCAUUCGAUGUCUGGAUCGACGGCUGCGUGUUGCUGAUAUUUGCUUCCUUGAUCGAAUACGCCAUCGUCAAUUUCAUGGGAGUACAGGAAGAACGACAGAAGCAGAACGCUACAGUCUCGAAACCUGCCGAGUCAUGCCUUCCACCUGUCUGGGAACAACGACGAACAGAUAGGGAAAGCGAGGCGAUCGCCAUGACCGACCCUUAUCACGAAGAAGUAUGA